AUGGAGCGCCGCGUGGUGGCCGACGUGGCCCGCAAGAAGGCCACACGCCUCACCGGCGUGUUGUCCUUGAUGGUGGUCGAGUGGCUGGCGGCCAAAGGCUUGGUGGCGUCUCAGGCUGCUGCGCCGGAGGUGUUGCAGUUGCUGCCAGAUUUGGCCUGGCAACAGGAGCACGGCCUCUUUGCCUUGGACCCCGAAGAGCUACGCGUGCUCGGCGCGGGCACCUCCAUGCACCACUGGCGCGACGUGGCGCUGAACGAGACCCACACCGCCCUGGAGUACAUCACCUCGGAGCUGAAAACAUUGCUUGGUGCCUCGCCAGUCACGCUGGAGCAUGUCCGUUGGGCCUACCUAUUUUGUGGAAGGGCCCUCCUGGCACUUAGCAGUACACCCGGGAUGCUUUGCCUUUUAUGGCUGCCUGCUUUGGCGGAAGCGAUUGCUUCGGUGCCCUUUGCCACUGAGAGCUAUAGUCAGCACGUGGAAGCCUUGCAAGGACGUGUCACUUUCUAUUGGGCAGUCGAUGAGAGCAAGCAGAUCUUGCGUGCUGGCGUGGCGGCGCAGACUGCUGGCUGGUUGGGUGUUGGUUUCAAUGCCUUUCCGGAAAUGACUGGGGCGGAUAUCGUGAUGAUGAGCGUGGAUGCUGAUGGGAACCCCUUGGCGGUGCAAGACCUGCACGCGACGGGCUUCAGCACUCCAGUGGCAGAUGUCACUCAAGACGUUGUGGUGAACAGCCAGGGCCGCAGCAAUGGCAUUUCCUGGUUCACCUUUGAACGGAAUCUCACCAACUGCGACACCCAGGGGGACUACCAGUUUGUUCGGAUUGGCAAUGAGUUCACCUUGCUGGUGGCGGUGGGAGACAGUCAUACCUGGCAAAACCAUGGUGCAAGCAACCGCGAAGCAAUUCGCAUGCGUCUCGUGGAGACAGCGUCACCAGCUUUACCUGCAGAUGUCAUACAGCUGCCAAUCCUGGCUCCUGAUGCUACUGUGCCGACUGCUCCUGGUAGCUACGUGUGCUCUUUGCACGAGCUGCCCAACGACCGGGAGUACCAUUUGGUUCGCUUCAAGGUGAAACGUGGUACAGCGGCACUGGUUUCGGACGGUGGUGGCUCAGUGCUACACCACGUGGACAUGUUUAGCUGCAAACAUCUUCCAGGAGCUGUGAACGCGAUCGUGGCCUGUGGCGUCGCCAUGGCCGCCUGUGAUGAGAUGCUUUUGAGUGGUGGCUACUCAGGCCAUGGUGAAAACCUGCCACCAGACACGGGGCUGUCCAUCGGACCAUCCAACAAGUACGUCAUGAUCAACAGACACUUCUACAAUGCCAAGGGCCAGGCCGGCAUCAUUGACUCUGGCACAGGAUACGACAUUUGGUACACGCCGACCCUGCGUCCCAACAGCAUGGGCCGCUUGAGCAUUCUGCAGGGUCACCUCGACAUACCUGCCGGAGCCACAGGCUUCACGAGCAUCGGCUACUGCCCGCAGAAGUGUACGGAAAGCAUGUGGCCCAGUAGCGGCAUCACCGUGACCAGCGUGAACUUCCACAUGCACUCCAGUGGACGUCGCAUACGGCUGCAGGUGAUCCGCGCGGGGCAAGAGAUGCCGGACAUCGCUCGAUUGGACCCCUUCAGUGAUGCCGGGGCCAACGUGGAGGUGAACUACAAGCUCCUCCCUGGAGACACCUUGAGGCUUCAUUGCACCUAUGACAACCCCUCCAGCGCGAUGCUGAAAUGGGGUGAGGAUCGGUAUGAUGAAAUGUGCGUGGUAAACAUGCUCUACUAUCCCAAAUCGGAGCUCCUGGCGUGCGCGGACUUCGCCAAGGGUCAAACCGAGAUGUUUCCUCCCAGCCAGGCAUUCAAGACGAUGUGCCAAACGUAUUGCCAGCCCGGGCAAGCUUGUGGCAAGGGCGGCGUGUGUGAGUCCAUCAACUUUGAUGAUGAAGGUUGCAUGAAGUGCGCUUGUCCUUCGACUGCAAUCCUUGAGAUGAAAUGGCUCGGCAAAGGAGCUGUGUUCGUUUCGCUCUGA
Messenger RNA from Durusdinium trenchii, 2016 nucleotides. The record is from the annotation of a GenBank genome assembly. NCBI's taxonomy places the organism in Eukaryota, Dinophyceae, Suessiales, Symbiodiniaceae.